AUGGAACCACAGUGGCAGAACUACUCCGAUAUACCGGGGAACAAGCCUGGCCAGUUCACUCCCAACACUGGCCACUCAGCCGUCGACCACGGACAGACACACCAGCCUCCUCGCGGCUUCACGUACGAAACGUAUCAACCACCAGGCAGCGUGUCUAAGGUGCCUGCAAGCCUCAGACCGACCUCCAUGGUCCCCUCGCCCUCUGGCAACGGCAACGGCUCCGGCACGCCCAACACUCGCGAUCUGGAUCAUGACACCCACAUGGAAGACGCGGACCCUUACAACAGAGCCAAGUACUCUGCUCGACCGCCCACGCACCAGCGAAACUCGUCGCAAUACCUCGCUAAUGAAGAAACCUACUCCGCUGCCCGCAGAUACUCUCCCAUGAACAUUAUCUCGCCCACUUUGCCGUAUAACAUGAGCCCCAACGCCGCCCAGAAUACAUAUGGCUUCCCUCCCACCGCAAAGUCCAGCUCGCAUCCCUCGCCUACCACCAGUGCAAACAACUACUCGGCCUCGCAAUCAUAUCAAUCACCACCAUGUAUGUUCUCAGUCCUGUUUCACUCUCUACCACCUCAAGACCGGCAGUUUCACUCUCUGCCUCUGCUCGCUGGCGGACUGUCGAGAGGCGGCCUCAACGCCUCCCAGCUCGCCAAAGGUGGACUGGGAUUUCAGCAAUCCUCCAUCACUGCACUCUAG
This is a messenger RNA of Trichophyton verrucosum HKI 0517, 699 nucleotides long. RefSeq lists its product as uncharacterized. The record is from RefSeq and is a predicted model, not a curated record. Bases 1 to 699 code for a protein of 232 amino acids. The transcript has a single exon. NCBI's taxonomy places the organism in Eukaryota, Fungi, Ascomycota, Eurotiomycetes, Onygenales, Arthrodermataceae.